Molecule: messenger RNA, 2667 nt
Organism: Apodemus sylvaticus (European woodmouse)
Lineage: Eukaryota; Metazoa; Chordata; Mammalia; Rodentia; Muridae
Gene: Plekhn1
Product: pleckstrin homology domain containing N1
Exons: 16
Coding region: 755-2596 (613 amino acids)
Biological process (GO): 3'-UTR-mediated mRNA destabilization; positive regulation of apoptotic process; response to hypoxia
Cellular component (GO): cytoskeleton; mitochondrial membrane
Molecular function (GO): phosphatidylserine binding; cardiolipin binding; phosphatidylinositol phosphate binding
Source: RefSeq, a predicted model, not a curated record
UCUACAGGCAAGUGUGCAGCCAGACUCAAAUGCUGCGUUAAUGUCUGGGGCUGCAAAAUGGCACUUCUGCAUCCAAAUGGAACAGAGACUGGUAUAUUUGUUGGCCAGCAGAGACUGGCUGUCAUCCUAGUCCUGAGGCUCCUGUGAUCCGGGAGUAUGGGGCAAAUGAGGAAGAUAGGCCCCUACUUUACAUUACUGCCUCAGGAACCUGGGAGGCAAGUGGCCUCUUUCUUGCAUUUGAUUAAGCUUUGGGAACCCUGACUUCAGGCUGGGUAAGGGUUGGCCCAAAAUGAAGAGAAGCUGGGGAAGGGUUCUGGCCUCCCUUUAUAUGAAGUUGUACUUCUUGAGCAGCUGAGAGUGAGCACACACCCCCUACAGUCACCAAUGACUCAGACAGCCAGGAUUCAUGUGGAAACAGGAUGUGUGCACCCUGGCAGAGGAGGGGCAACUGGGAGGAAGAAACCCUGCCUCCAUAGAACUCCAACAUGUAGGCACCUCCAGUCUGAAUACAAGAGUACAGGGUAUACACAGACCAGGCCCUUCUGGCCAGAUCUAUACAGUGUUGGUCCAAAUGGGCCCUCACUGGAAGGUUUUCCUCACAAGGGACCAAUCCGGGCCCAGAGAGGAACCUCCUCCAGCCCCAGGGUAGGGGCAGGGAGUCCCGUGGCUCCGCCCACCAGCGGGAGGUGUUAGCAGAUGGAACCAAGGCCCCAAACCUGUCGACCUGCCCAGCCCAAGGUAGCAGCUGCCAUCCAUGGGGAACAGCCACUGCGUCCCUCAGGCCCCCAGGAGGCUACGGGCCUCAUUCUCCAGAAAGCCCUCGCUCAAGGGAAACAGAGAAGACAGCGCCAGGAAGCUGGCUGGCCUGUUUGGCACCGAGGCUAGGCCUGAUGGGGACACCGCGGCUAACAAGAUCUUCCACUACAUCCCUGGGACGGACAUCCCAGGCCCAGAAAAUCAUCCAGAAAACCUGGAACAGCCAUUCCUGAGCGUAUUCAAAAAAGGGUGGCGGAGGACACCUGUGAGGAACCUAGGCAAAGUUGUGCACUAUUCCAAGGUUCAGCUGCGGUUCCAGCACAGCCAGGACAUCAGUGACUGCUAUCUAGAACUGUUCCCCUCCCACCUGUACUUUCAGGCCCAUGGUUCUGAAGGACUUACAUUCCAGGGGCUGCUACCACUGACGGAAUUGAACAUCUGCCCGAUUGAUGGGUCCAGAGAGCAUGCCUUCCAGAUUACAGGCCCACUGCCUGCCCCACUCCUUGUUCUCUGCCACAGUGAGGCUGAGCUCAGGCACUGGCUCUACCACCUGGAAAAGCAAAUGGCUCUCUUGGGUCUACCACGAAGCCACUCAGCACCCCCACAGGGAUCUCUGGGAGAUAAAUUUCCCUGGACACAGCUAUGGCGAGCAUAUGGGUGUGAAUCCAUGGGCAGUGCAAUCUGUGCCUCAAGGGUCAAGCUGCAGCAUCUGCCCUCCCAGGAACAGUGGGACCGGCUUCUGGUACUAUACCCAGCAUCCCUGGCCAUCUUCUCUGAGGAGCCAGAAGGUCUUAGCUUUAAGGGGGAGCUUCCACUAAGUGCCAUCCACAUCAACUUAGAAGAGAAGGAAAAGGAGAUCCGCUCCUUUCUCAUCGAAGGCCGCCUCAUCAACACCAUCCGUGUGGUAUGUGCCAGUUAUGAGGAUUACAGUCAAUGGCUGCUGUGCCUCAGGACUGUCUCUCACAGGGAUGGGGCCCACCUGCUGCCUGGCCCAGAGAGUUUCCCAGGAUUACAGAGCCCCACACAGGUCAUAGGUAGAGGCCGAGGCUCACUCUCUUUCAAUGGACAAACCAACUGGAAAUUAGAGUGUCCAGUGUUCCCCACCAGCCAAUCACUCCCUGAGUCCUCAGUGCCAACCACUAUAGGCUCCCCUGCCCAUCCUGUACCUAACCAGACCAAAUCUAACUGUGUUAGCACUGGUCAAAAGAAGAUAGAGCUGAGGCACAGUAGCAGUAGCCAGUCUCCCAGGGGCAAAGCUCAAAGAGAAGUAUCUGGCUCAACUGUCCCACUACCCCUGCACCUGGACCUGACCAAGAUGAGUGCACUGAACCUAGAUAGUGGCCCAGAGGCUCAGGAUCACUCUUUGGACAUUCCACACUCCCCGCUCUAUGCUGAUCCCUAUACACCACCAGCUACAUCUCACCACAAGAUUACAGACAUCCAAGGUCUGGAUGAGCAGUUCCUCUGUGCGGUACAGACAUCACCUGGACCUGAACUCUCAAGCCCGUUCCCUUCAGUCUCUGUGUCUGUGCCUGUCUCUGACUCCAGCUUUGGAAUCUCCAGCUCCCCUGGGCCUCUGGGCUCCCACUUGCUCUCCAAGAAAGGUGCCCUGCAGUCCAGAGCUUCCCAGAGACACCGGGGUUCCAUCAAGAACAGGGGCCCACAGCCCUCAAACUUCCCUCAUCUUGUCACCCCUGCCAGAGAGGGUACACCCAGUUCCCUGCCACCUCCCCCAGAUGAAGAGGCUCCUAUCUGGAACAAGACUUCUUCUCCCUCCCACCAGAAGUGGUCACAGCCCAGGAAGCCUGCAGUGGAGGGGGGAUUCAUCCAGUGGAUCUGAUGGCCCCCAAGUGGGCUGCUUCUUCUCAAAAACACAACCUGGAUAAGCUAGGACCAACCUGGAUAAGAGUA